AUGGUUAACAAGGCUAUCAUUGCUUCUCUUCUCAUUGGCGCUGCCAUGGCUGUGCCUUAUCCUCCUUCGGCCACCGAUGGUGCUAGACAGCCUGCGCCUAAGCAUGCUUUCCCCCACAAGAAACGAGCUACUGGCGAAACUGUCAACAACUCCGUGGCCCGUUACGACAACUCCAACAUCACUGAUGGUGUUGGAGAUGGCGUGGAUUCCUACACCCUCUACCUUGGCGACGGCAGCACUGGCGCCGGCUGGCCUGACCAGAGCCGCUGGGUCUCUUUCGAGAACAUGUUCAACAACUACAAGAACAUCAUGUUCUCUUCUUGCGAGAACAUUGCCGGUCAGGCCAAUGACAGCGGCCCAGAGGUUGGUGCUAUCUGGGACGGCAUCCAAAGCGCUGCCGCAGCUACUGGAGUUGACCAUCGCUUCAUCCUGGCUGUGAUCAUGCAGGAAUCCGGCGGCUGUGUGCGCGUUCAGACUACAAACUACGGUGUCCGGAAUCCUGGCCUCAUGCAGGACCAUAAUGGGGGGGCUACGUGCAAUGAAAACGGCAACGUGCAGAACCCUUGCCCUUCUGCUACCAUCUACCAGAUGAUCAGCGAGGGAACUGCUGGAACCAACGAUGGUGACGGCCUUGCCAACUGCAUCAACGAGUCUGGCCGUAGCGAUGUGUCAGCUUUCUACCGCGCCGCUCGUAUCUACAACUCGGGCUCUAUUUCCUCCACUGGUAACCUUCAGAGCAACAUUGCUACCCACUGCUACGCCAGUGACAUUGCCAACCGUUUGACCGGUUGGGUCAACGCUCCCAGCGCCUGUACUUGUGACAGCAACCCCUCCAGCUGUGGCGUUGUUCUGUUUUAA
Messenger RNA from Trichoderma virens Gv29-8, 858 nucleotides. RefSeq lists its product as uncharacterized. The record is from RefSeq and is a predicted model, not a curated record. The coding region runs from base 1 to 858 and encodes 285 amino acids. Lineage: Eukaryota; Fungi; Ascomycota; Sordariomycetes; Hypocreales; Hypocreaceae. The transcript is spliced from 2 exons.